CUUCCAGUGUGAGGGUCCUAAGGGAUGGCUAACUGUAUGUCCAUGCGUAGUAUUGUAUGUAGGUACAUGUGACGGUACCUGUGUUUCAUCAGGAAAUAUGAGAAACUGGGGCUCAUUAAGAUAAAGGAACUUGCCUGAAGUCACUGUUCAAGCUAGUGCUAGAAACUAGACUGGAGCAAACAGAGUUGCAUUUACCACCUCUGCCCAUCGUUCCGUGCAUAGUUAUAGCUUGUUCAUUAUGACUGCCAUUCUGAGUUCCAUUGUCAGAUUCCAUUCCUGGUUUCUCCGAGUAGUGUGGGCCAUGACUCCAGGCCAUUUUCUCUGGAUUUUACUGUUCAUGAACUCCUUGUGGCUUCUACCAACUGAUGGGGCCAUUCGAGAUUACUACCUGGCCAUUGAAAAUGUGACGUGGGACUAUGCUCCCAAAGGAAGAAAUGUCAUCACAAACCAGCCUCUGAACGAUGACAUAGUGGCUUCCAGCUUCCUAAAGUCUGGCAAAGACAGGAUAGGGAGUAGUUACAAGAAGACUGUCUACAAGGAAUACAGUGACGGCACAUACACUAUUGAAGUAGCCAAGCCUGCCUGGUUGGGCUUCCUAGGACCACUGUUACAGGCUGAGGUGGGGGAUGUCAUGCGAAUCCACCUGAAGAACUUUGCAAGUCGGCCUUAUACUAUUCACCCUCAUGGAGUUUUCUAUGAGAAGGACUCAGAAGGCUCACUAUAUCCAGAUGGUUCUUCUGGGUCUCUGAAAGCUGAUGAUUCUGUUCCCCCUGGAGGCUACCAUGUAUACAACUGGACUAUUCCAGAAGGCCAUGCACCCACUGAUGCAGACCCAGCAUGCCUCACUUGGAUUUACCAUUCUCAUGUAGAUGCUCCACGAGACAUUGCAACUGGUCUCAUUGGACCCCUUAUCACCUGUAAAAGAGGGACCCUGGAUGGUAACUCCCCACCUCAGAGGAAGGAUGUGGACCGUAAUUUCUUCCUCCUCUUCAGCGUGAUAGAUGAGAACCUUAGCUGGUACCUCGAGGACAACAUUGCUGCUUACUGUUCUGAUCCCACCUCAGUGGACAAAGAAGAUGAAGACUUUCAAGAAAGCAAUAGGAUGCAUGCAAUCAAUGGGUUUGUCUUUGGGAACUUACCAGAAUUGAACAUGUGUGCCCAGAAGCAUGUAGCCUGGCACCUGUUUGGCAUGGGCAAUGAAAUAGAUGUCCACACAGCUUUCUUCCACGGACAGCUACUGACCGUCCGUGGACACCGCACUGAUGUUGCUCACAUUUUUCCAGCCACCUUUGUGACUGCUGAGAUGGUGCCCCAGAAAUCUGGAACCUGGUUAAUUAGCUGUGAAGUGAACAGCCACUUGAAAAAUGGCAUGCAAGCUCUCUAUAAGGCCGACUCUUGCUCCCUGGACUCACCUGUGGAGCAACUCACAGGCAAAGUUCGUCAAUACUUCAUUGAGGCCCAUGAGAUUCAAUGGGACUAUGGCCCACGAGGGCGUGAUGGUAGAACUGGGAAGAGUUUGCGAGAGCCAGGAAGUGGCCCAGAUAAGUACUUCCAGAAGAGCUCUAGCCGAAUCGGAGGUACUUACUGGAAAGUUCGAUAUGAAGCCUUCCAAGAUGAGACAUUCCAGGAAAGGGUACAUCAAGAGGAAGAAACACAUCUUGGAAUAUUGGGACCAGUGAUAAGGGCUGAAGUAGGUGAUACCAUCCAGGUAGUCUUCUACAACCGUGCAUCCAAGCCAUUCAGCAUGCAGCCCCACGGUGUCUUUUAUGAGAAAGACUAUGAGGGGACCGUGUACAAUGAUGGUACAGCUCAUCCUGGCUUGGUAGCCAAGCCCUUUGAGAAAGUUACAUACAAGUGGACAGUUCCUCCCCAUGCUGGGCCAGCUGCUCAGGAUCCUGCCUGCCUUACCUGGAUGUACUUCUCUGCUGCAGAUCCCAUAAGAGAUACAAAUUCUGGCCUGGUGGGCCCUUUGCUGGUUUGCAAGGCUGGCGCCUUGGGUGCAGAUGGCAAGCAGAAAGGAAUGGAUAAAGAAUUUUUUCUCCUCUUCACCGUGUUUGAUGAGAACAACAGUUGGUACAGCGAUGCCAAUCAAGCAGCUGGUAUGUUGGAUACCCGACUGCUCUCAGAGGAUGUUGAGGGCUUCCAAGAUUCCAAUCGAAUGCAUGCUAUCAAUGGGUUUCUCUUCUCUAACCUGCCCAGACUGGACAUGUGCAAGGGCGAUACAGUGGCCUGGCACUUGCUUGGCCUGGGCACAGAGACUGAUGUACAUGGGGUCAUGUUCGAGGGCAACACUAUCCAGCUUCAGGGCAUGAGGAAAAGUGCAGCCAUGCUCUUUCCCCACGCCUUUGUGAUGGCUCUCAUGCAGCCUGAUAAUCCUGGUGAAGUACUUACUUACCAGUGGAACAUCCCAGAAAGAUCUGGUCCUGGACCCGGUGACUCUGCUUGUGUUUCCUGGAUUUAUUAUUCUGCAGUGGAGCCCAUCAAGGACAUGUAUAGUGGCCUGGUGGGACCCUUAGUCAUCUGCCGAAAGGGCGUCUUGGGACCCCAUGGAGGCCGGAAUGAUAUGGACCGGGAAUUUGCCUUGUUGUUUUUGAUCUUUGAUGAGAACCAAUCUUGGUAUCUGGAGGAGAAUAUCGCAAUUUAUGGGUCACAAGAGACAAAGCGUGUUGACCUACAGGAUGAGACUUUCGUGGAAAGCAAUAAAAUGCAUGCCAUCAAUGGGAAACUCUAUGCUAAUCUCAAGGGUCUUACCGUAUACCAAGGAGAACAAGUAGCCUGGUACAUGCUAGCCAUGGGUCAAGAUACUGACAUUCACAUGGUACACUUCCAUGCAGAGAGUUUCCUUUAUCAGAAUGGACACAGUUACCGGGCAGAUGUUGUAGAUCUUUUUCCAGGGACAUUUGAGGUUGUGGAGAUGGUAGCCAGCAACCCUGGGACAUGGUUGAUGCAUUGCCACGUGACUGACCAUGUUCAUGCUGGCAUGGAGACCAUCUUUACCGUCUUGUCUCAUGGAGAACAUUUAAGUACUAUGAGUACCGUUACCAAAGAGAUUGGAAAAGCAGUGAUCCUAAGAGACAUUGGCGAAGACAAUGUGAAGCUGCUGGGCAUGAAGAUUCCCAUAAAGGAUGCUGAGAUUCUGUCUUCUGUUUUGAUCGCCAUAAGUGUAAUUCUUCUUCUUGUUGCUCUGGCUCUUGGUGGCGUAGUCUGGUACCAGCAUCGACAAAGAAAGCUUCGGCGCAACAGGAGGUCUAUUCUUGAUGAUAGCUUCAAGCUUUUGUCUCUCAAGCAGUAAUAGCUGAAUCCCGAAGAUAUCUUCAGAAAACACAUCUGGAAUGUUUCCCAUGCUCCCAGGAAGCUGUGCACUAGCAGGAACCUCUUUUGUCAAGGGGUCAGGGGAGUGGAAAGGCAGAGGAUGGAAUCAAAAUUAUUUGGCUAUUUCUUUAUUUAUUUACAUGGAAAUCAUGCUCUUACUUUUUCUUAAUUUUCCUUGCAACCUGAGGCAGUUAGGAUUAGAUAAGUACCUUUGUAAACAAAUUUUAGUAGCUAGGAUAUGUCACCCUUCAGUAUUGUACGGAAAUUCCUAGAAUGUAAUCAUGCUCACAGAAUAGAUACCAAGAAGUUAUCUAAUUAGGCUUUUAUUUCCAGAACCUAGCUAGAAAAGUAUACUUUUAAUUGAAGCCAAAUGAUGAGCCACAAAGAUAACCCACAACUAAAUAAAGGACCAAGAACAUAAGCAUUAUGGAAAAUGAGAGGUAGCGUGGGGAGUAGGAAUCAAAAUUACUCUUUAAUUUUCUUUGGCAAUGGACUAUUUAGAUGAAGGAACUGUGGUUGUUAUGAGUACCUACAAACUCUGGAACCAGAAACACCUGUAAAACAGUUCUUCAGGUUUCUUCACAGUGGUACUGAAGGGACUUUGGGAUGAUCUCUGCAUGUUUGAGGUAGUGAAUCCUAUCCAUUAAAGUACUUAUUAAAAAAUUGGAACACUGGAUUUGGUAAUUUUGAUGAUUCCCAUGGCAACUGGGAGGUGGAACUGCGUUUUAAACAAAAGGAUUUCAGUGAUCUGGGGAGGCAAAUUAUAAAUCUAGACACCCUUUGUGGAUCCUAGAGAUCUGGGUGCUUUCUCAACGUAAGCCUCCAUGUCAGAGUAGUAACAUCCUAGAGGAGAAGUUCUAUGGGUGCUAAACAUUUUUGGAAUGUCAAGAAAAGUGGCUAGAGAAGGCACCGAGACAAGACUCACACCUGUCCACUGGGCAAAAAGAGAUAGGUGCAUGCAUGGCGAUUUGGUUGGUAGGGAUGGCUAUGGGGAUACGAGAGACAGGUUUGCAGUUUGCAGGCAGCUUCAUAGAACAGAAUCAUUCCUCCCUGUAUCUUACAGCAUCAUCUCUUUCUGACCAGCAUG
Molecule: messenger RNA, 4399 nt
Organism: Microtus oregoni (creeping vole)
Lineage: Eukaryota; Metazoa; Chordata; Mammalia; Rodentia; Cricetidae
Product: hephaestin-like
Exons: 20
Coding region: 239-3292 (1017 amino acids)
Biological process (GO): iron ion transport
Cellular component (GO): plasma membrane
Molecular function (GO): copper ion binding; oxidoreductase activity
Source: RefSeq, a predicted model, not a curated record